CACAAUGGCGUCCGACCCAAAUUCUUGGUCGACAGACGAUCUAGUUGAGCAGUUAUGCAGCUCGACCAGCCUUUACGAGACUGUAAAUUGCGCGAUACCAGACAAUUCCACUCGCCAUUCGCUAGAAACAGCCAUAAGACGGAAAGGCAUCGAUGGAGCAACGCUCUUUCAGGCAGUCAAUACGGAGGUACAAGAUUUGUUGGGUGAUGAUACAUAUGUGUUCAUUGUUCGGCACCUCAAAUCCUUGUCAACUACUCUGGGGCAUCAAAUUACAACGGAGAGUAUACAAGCAUUGGAAACCAAGCAACUACUAAUGCAUGCCCCAUAUACUACGAACGUGAAGACAACGACAACAUGGGAUCAUCUCCAACAUUGGUCUCACGCGGAAGACGCAUAUGAACUUUGUGUACUCGAUGAGUCAGAAGAUACCAUAGAUGAUGAUGAACAGACCGAAUAUGAUGACGACCCCGACGAUGAGCGACCUAUUCCUGAUGUGAAACCUCGCACGGGUCGAUUGAGCGAUGAGGAAGUCCGAGGUAUCAUCAACGAGUGUAUUGAAAUAUUCACUGCAAACUGGCCACCAGAAAGAGACCAGGAAACAACAGAAGACUACGAUACUGAAGCUUUCAAUCUUUGGACCGAUGCAGAAGAUACGGACCGCCGGUCAGCUUUAGUUACUCGAUACAACGAUACAGUGGGCUGGCUUGAGUCUCGGAUAGACUCUCUCGCUGACAGAAUCCGUGAUGAGAAAUGGAAGUCUGCAGACGAAGUACGUCGUCAGUGCCAUGUACUGGAAGAAAGUGUUCAGCAACUGGAACAAGCCAAAUGGCUGCUAAGUAUAUAUGAGCUGGAACCAGAGGAUGAAGAACCAGAGGAUGAAGAAUCGAAUGACAUCCAAGCCGGCAUACAUCCCGAAGUUAUCGACCUGGGUUCGGACCUCUCAGAUGAUCGAGAAGAAACGGUUGAUGUACAUUCUCUCGAAUCAGCAACCCAUACUUUCCCCAAGCAGAACUUUCCCGCACUAGCCUCAAUACAAUCUGUAGCAGAGUGGGAUUGGGCCUCUCUAGUUCGAAAGAAAGACAGAAAGAGGAUUGUCAUGAAAGUCAUAUACGAAAUGUCAGACCAAGAUCGCGAGAUGGUUCGAGAGAGGGUCAACAGCAUUAAAUAAUCUGAUCUGCUU
Molecule: messenger RNA, 1180 nt
Organism: Periconia digitata
Lineage: Eukaryota; Fungi; Ascomycota; Dothideomycetes; Pleosporales; Periconiaceae
Source: the annotation of a GenBank genome assembly